Zingiber officinale is the source of this 1866-nucleotide messenger RNA. RefSeq names its product alpha-humulene synthase-like. Lineage: Eukaryota; Viridiplantae; Streptophyta; Magnoliopsida; Zingiberales; Zingiberaceae. The transcript has 7 exons. The coding region runs from base 31 to 1674 and encodes 547 amino acids. Gene Ontology annotation, molecular function: magnesium ion binding; terpene synthase activity. The record is from RefSeq and is a predicted model, not a curated record. Gene Ontology annotation, biological process: diterpenoid biosynthetic process.
UCAUAUUUCCUAAUUAAGUUUCUAAUUAAGAUGGAGAAACAAUCAACCUCUCUAGUUGCUAGCAAUGAAGAGAUAGUUCGUAAGACAUCGAAAUAUCAUCCAAGUGUUUGGGGUGAUUAUUUUAUCCAACAUAUUUCUCCUACUCUUACAAAGGAAGUGAGCGUCAAAAGAGCGGAGGAGCUCAAGGAGCAAAUAAAGAAGUUGUUUCAAGAAACCAGUGAUGUAUUAGAGCUUAUGAAUUUAGUCGACUCGAUUCAGUUGCUCGGAUUGGAUUAUCACUUUGAGAAAGAAAUAAAUGCUGCACUUAGUUUAAUCUUUGUGGCUGAUGCUAAGAACUAUGGGCUUUAUGAAACUUCUCUUCGAUUUCGAUUGCUUAGGCAACAUGGAACCUACGUGUCUGCAGAUGUUUUUAACCGGUUCAUAGAUGAGGAAGGAAGCUUCAAAUCAACAUUGAAUGAAGAUGUAAAGGGAUUAUUAAGCUUAUACAAUGCUGCUUACCUUAGGAUACAUGGGGAGAAUAUACUUGAUGAAGCCAUUUCAUUUACAAAGAGUCGACUUGCGUCAUUGUUAGGCAAACUUGAACAACCUUUAGUGAUAUUGGUGUCACUUUUCCUUGAGACACCGCUAUGUCGGAGAAAUAGGAGACUCCUGACAAGAAAAUACAUCCCAAUUUAUCAAGAGGUUGAGAGACAAAAUGAUGCAAUAUUAGAGUUUGCAAAGCUGGACUUCAAUCUACUACAAUCUCUUCACAAAGAGGAACUAAAGGAAAUUUCAAUAUGGUGGAAUGAUUUAGGACUUGCUAAGUCUCUAAACUUUGCUCGUGAUCGAAUGGUGGAAUGCUAUUAUUGGAUAGUUAAUGUGCACUUUGAGCCUCAGUAUUCUCGUGCAAGAUUGAUUUGUAGCAAGGUUAUUUUAUUUCUAUCACUUAUGGAUGACAUAUAUGAUAAUUAUAGUACAUUGCAAGAGAGCCAACUAUUAACUGAGGCAAUUCAAAGGUGGGAACCUCAAGCCAUUGAUGAGGUACCAGAGUACUUGAAGGAUUUCUAUCUCAAGUUGCUAAGGACUUUCAAGGAUUUUGAAAAUGUACUAGAAAGUGAUGAGAAAUACCGUGUAUCAUUUCUUCAAGAUGAGAUAAAAGCAUUAUCCAGAUCUUACUUCAUAGAAGCCAAAUGGGGCAUUGAAAAAUAUAUUCCCUCCCUAAAGGAACAUCUAAGUAACUCAUUGGUUUCCACUGCAUAUCCUGUGCUUAUUUGUGCCUCUUAUGUAGGCAUGGAUCAAGUGGCAACAAAGGAGGUAUUUGAGUGGGUUGCAAGCUUCCCUAAAAUCCUUAAAGCUAGCACUAUGAUUUGUAGACUCAUGGAUGAUGUAACUUCACAUGAGCUUGAGCAGGAAAGAGAACAUGCAGCUUCAACAGUAGAAUGUUACAUGAAAGAGUUUGCAACAAAUGAAAAAGAGGCUUAUAAGAAUCUUAUGGAGAUGGUGGAAGAUGCAUGGAAGGAUCAUAACAAAGAAUGUCUCAAUCCAACACAAGUACCUCGACUUUUAAUUGAAAAAAUAGUAAACUUUUCAAGGGUAAUAGAAGAAUUAUACAAGUACAUUGACACAUUCACCAAUUCCAAAACUACAAUGAAAGAUAAUGUUUACAUGUUGUUGGUUGAAUCUGUUCUUAUUUAAGAGUGUCACACCCUACAAAAUCCUAGCUAUUGUUGUAAUAAGGGGCCACCAUCAGACACAAUUUGAGGCCAUUUAAUCUACAUUUGAAUAAAGUGGAAUUUGAGUUUGGAUGAUUUAUAGUAUGUUAUUGAGGUACUGGAAUGCUCCAAGUAUAAGGUGCAUAUUGGAGCAUGCAUGUAAAAUUGUAGUAAA